AGUAGAGUAGCCGGUAGCAUGGCCGAUAACACAGUGGCGGAGUCGCUGCUCCAGAAGCUGCGGGAUGGAGACUGCGGGGGACUGGACAGCCUGGAGCUGGCGGGGGCACUGGGGGUGGAUCACCAGCAGGUGGUGGGGGCAGUCAAGAGCCUGCAGUCCCUGGGAGAGAUAAUCGAGGCUGAGCAGAGAUCCAGCAAGAAGUGGGAGCUGAGCGCGGAGGGGCAGGAGAUCGCAGAGAGGGGUAGCCAUGAGGUUCAGGUGUUCCAGAGAUUGCCCAAAGAGGGUCUGCUGCAGAGCGAAAUGAUGAAACUCCCCAUAGCGAAGGUGGGCUUCAGUAAAGCCAUGUCUAAUCGCUGGAUCCGGUUGGAUAAGGCGGCGGAGGGCGGACCUCGUGUAUUCAGAGUGGUAGAUGCAGUAGAGGACACAGUUAAGGAAAAGCUGCAGCAGAUCCUGCAAGGAAAGUCGGACAAUGUGAAUGAGAAGGACAAGAGCGAGCUGAAGAAGAGGAAGCUUCUCAAUGAAGUGACCAUUAAAACCUACUGGGUGACCAAGGGCAAUGGCUUCAGCACAAGUAUUACAAAGCAAGAGACGGACCUGACCCCCGAAACGAUCGCCAGCGGUUCUUGGAGGGAAAAGAAAUUCAAGGCUUAUAAUUUUAAUGCGUUGGGAGUGAUGCCAGAGUGUGGGCACCUGCACCCCCUGAUGAAAGUCCGCACACAGUUCAGACAGAUCUUCUUAGAGAUGGGGUUUACAGAAAUGCCGACCAAUAACUUCAUAGAGAGCUCCUUCUGGAACUUUGACGCUUUGUUCCAACCUCAGCAGCAUCCAGCCAGAGACCAGCACGACACCUUCUUCAUGCAGGAUCCAGCAAUGGCAUCAGAAUUUCCUAUGGAUUAUCUGGAGCGAGUGAAGAAAGUUCAUUCUGAGGGAGGAUAUGGAUCACAAGGGUAUAAAUAUGACUGGAGCAUAAAUGAGGCCAAGAAGAAUCUCCUGCGGACACACACCACAGCGGUCAGUGCUCGGAUGCUCUACAAGCUUGCUCAGCAGGAGUUCACACCGGUGAAAUAUUUCUCUAUUGACAGAGUGUUCAGGAACGAAACUCUAGAUGCCACCCAUCUUGCUGAAUUUCACCAGAUAGAAGGUGUUGUGGCUGACUACGGACUCACCCUAGGAGACCUUAUGGGUGUUCUGAAGGAAUUCUUUACUAAACUCGGAAUCACUAAACUGCGUUUCAAGCCUGCGUAUAAUCCUUACACAGAGCCGAGCAUGGAGGUCUUCAGCUACCAUGAAGGCCUAAAGAAGUGGGUGGAAGUAGGAAACUCUGGAGUCUUCCGUCCAGAAAUGCUGCUUCCCAUGGGUCUUCCUGAGGGGGUGUCUGUCAUUGCGUGGGGUCUGUCCCUGGAGAGACCGACAAUGAUAAAGUACGGCAUUAACAACAUCAGGGAACUGGUAGGACAUAAGGUUAACCUGCAGAUGGUAUAUGACAGCCCUAUAUGCCGCCUGGAGUCGUAACGACUAUAACGCUGAUGAGUAUAUUUCGGUAUCUUCUGGCUCUGUACCUACCUGCCGUAUGGACUGUUUCUUGAUGACGACUCCGCGCUGCACAUUCUUCCCUAGGAAAACUUUGGAGACUUGUACAGUUGCCCAGAAUAUAUUGUUUUACAUUGUUUGUAUCCGUAGACUUUUGAUAAAAGAGAUUGUAACCUUUCUAUAGAUUUCCAUUUACAAAGAUGGACUAUGUUACGUCGUGCCGGGCCAUGGGGAGGUCCCAGAGUACCCCUUUCAGAGCAGACUCUGGAAAUGCAACAUUUUAUAAAAUACAACUGGUUAUAUCAGAUCUAGGGGGCAGGAUAUUUAUUUAUAUACAAUAUUAGGACCUCGUCCUUUAUCGCUGAGACCAGUGGUUCUGGGUUCGGUACAAUUUACAUACAAGGGAUUAUUGCGGAGAUGAAGAUAUACUAAACUGCUUUGUCACUGCAGGUUAUCAUGAAAUAAAAA
Messenger RNA from Hyla sarda, 1998 nucleotides. It is a transcript of the gene FARSA, whose product is annotated as phenylalanyl-tRNA synthetase subunit alpha. Bases 19 to 1512 code for a protein of 497 amino acids. Gene Ontology annotation, biological process: phenylalanyl-tRNA aminoacylation. Gene Ontology annotation, cellular component: cytosol; phenylalanine-tRNA ligase complex; cytoplasm. The record is from RefSeq and is a predicted model, not a curated record. NCBI's taxonomy places the organism in Eukaryota, Metazoa, Chordata, Amphibia, Anura, Hylidae. Gene Ontology annotation, molecular function: ATP binding; phenylalanine-tRNA ligase activity; tRNA binding. The transcript is spliced from 13 exons.